Didymosphaeria variabile is the source of this 3114-nucleotide messenger RNA. RefSeq names its product glycoside hydrolase 3 (gene CEL3A). The transcript has 11 exons. The record is from RefSeq and is a predicted model, not a curated record. The coding region runs from base 1 to 3114 and encodes 1037 amino acids. Gene Ontology annotation, biological process: glucan catabolic process. Gene Ontology annotation, molecular function: beta-glucosidase activity. NCBI's taxonomy places the organism in Eukaryota, Fungi, Ascomycota, Dothideomycetes, Pleosporales, Didymosphaeriaceae.
AUGGACGAUCUUGAUGAUGAACUCGAUCUCCGCUAUCACCGCGGUUUGAAGCCCGACGUCUAUUACCGCUGCCCAUCCUCGGAGUCCUUGGAUGGCGCUCUACGUAACGAGUUCGAGAAGAACGCAGCUAGUCUUAUUCCUGUGGACAUUGUUACCGAGUUUGUCUUCGGAAAAGCAUCCACAAUAACAGUGCCUGUGACGCAGCAGCCACGUCUUGAUACCCUGUUCGAACCGGCCGACUAUCCCCAAAGCAUCACUGUCGAACAUGCUCUCUGCCAUGGAAUUGAGGGCAAGGAGAGGCUCAAAUUACAAAGGGCCAUUGCUCGUUGCUUCAUCGAGUCAAUCCAGAUAAUCGACGGAUUCAAAUACACCGAGCGUCAAGCCUGGAACAAAGACGGGGCCGACGGUGUCAGGUUUAAAUAUGUCUGCCUGGACAGUCUCCAGAAUCGCGACCGGAAGAGCAAUGGAAAGAAAAAGAAUAACAAUCCAGAAGACGCUGAUAGCGGCAACAACCAGGAGAUGACAAAUGGAUCGAGGCUACCGAUGUACGACUGUGGCGGUGCGGUACACGUAAGAUUCUCGACCAAGCGUGAGGCUGUCAAUGUGAUGUACGUCCACAACCCGAUACAUCGAGAUGUCGAGAGUCGUCCAGCAAACCACGAUAGCGCCAAGCUAAAGAAACGAAAGAAGAGCAAAAUUGAUCAUCAUGUGGAGGUGGACUCUGUGUUUCACGGUCCGGAUUCUGGCAUUUCUGCAUCUCCCGAAGUCUCCAAAGUCUCUGCGAAAAAGAAACGUAAAAAAGAAGCAGCUCAAUCGGAAGCAAGCGGAUCUACUACGAAAAAGAAAAUGAAGUCAAAGCAAGCGAAGUCACCCUCAAAAGCGCGCCAAAAGGCGCCGGUGGGAGACUUAAUCUCGGAGCCUGUGCAGCCCGUUAAAGGCAAAUGCCUUCGUUGCCGCGAGAAAGCUCUGCCCUCCGAUCAACCAUCAAAACGAGCAACCAUCAGCUGGGACGAUGCAUACGCGAAGGCCACGACAGCUCUUGCCAAGCUCUCCCUGAGUGACAAGGUCGGAAUAGUCAGCGGCACCGGUUGGCAAGCUGGUAAUUGUGUUGGAAACACAAAAGCAGCUGGCUCGAUCGGAUACCCAUCACUCUGUCUGCAAGAUGGCCCUCUCGGGGUCCGUUACAUCAAUGGCGCCACCUCCUUCGCAGCCGGUAUCCAUGCAGCAUCAACCUGGGACGUCGAUCUGAUUCGCGAACGCGGAACCUUCCUCGGACAAGAGGCAAAACAGCUCGGUAUCCAUGUACAGCUUGGUCCUGUUGCUGGACCGAUGGGCAAGAUUCCAACGGGUGGACGAAAUUGGGAAGGCUUCGGUGCUGAUCCCUAUCUUGUUGGAAUUGCAAUGAGAGAGACGAUUCAGGGAAUGCAGGAGGCUGGCGUACAAGCUUGCGCAAAACACUACAUUGGCAAUGAGCAGGAGAGAAACCGUGAGACCAUGAGCAGCGCGAUUCCAGACAGGGUCAUGCAUGAACUCUAUCUGUGGCCCUUCGCAGACUCGGUGCAGGCUGGGGUGGCCAGCGUAAUGUGCUCCUACAAUAAGAUUAAUGGCACGUACGCCUGCGAGAACGGAGGAAUCAUGAAUAAGCUGCUGAAGGACGAGCUUGGUUUCAAGGGUUAUGUCAUGUCAGAUUGGAACGCCCAACACACGACGGCCGGCAGCGCCAACGGAGGCUUGGAUAUGACCAUGCCCGGAAGUGACUUCAACAAAGGCAACGUCCUCUGGGGCCCAGCACUCCAAUCUGCAGUAUCAGGUGGCCAAGUUCAGCAAUCACGGGUUGAUGACAUGGUCAAGCGCAUCCUAGCAGCGUGGUACAAAGUUGGACAGGACAAAGGAUAUCCUACUGCGACAUUCAACUCAUGGAAGAUCGGAAAUUACAACGUCGGUGGCAACCACAAGGAUAAUGUUCGGAAAAUGGCGCGUGAUGGCAUCGUCCUGUUGAAGAACACGGACAAUGCGUUGCCGUUGAAGAAGCCUAAGAGCAUCGCUGUGAUCGGCAGCGACUCGAUUGUAGCGCCGAAGGGUGCGAACGCAUGUGCCGACCGUGGAUGCAAUGACGGUACUCUUGCCGUAGGAUGGGGAAGUGGAGCCAUAGAAUUUCCUUACCUCAUCGCACCCCUAGAUGCUAUCAAAACACAAGCUCAGCAAGAUGGUACCACUAUCACCACGUCGACGACCGACAAUGCACAGCAAGGCGCUUCGGCUGCUCAGAACGCUGAGGUGGCCAUUGUGCACAUCAAUUCCGACUCUGGAGAAGGGUACAUUACCGUUGAAGGCAAUGUUGGCGACAGGAAAGACCUCAACCCGUGGCACAACGGCAACGACCUCGUCAAAGCUGUUGCAGCUGUCAAUAAGAAGACUAUCGUUGUUAUUCACAGCGUUGGACCCCUAAUCCUCGAGCCGUACAUCGACACCCCGAACGUUGUGGCUGUGGUGUGGGCUGGACUGCCAGGUCAAGAGUCAGGUAACGGCCUGGUCGACAUUCUCUAUGGCGCCGCAUCCCCUAGUGGCAAGUUGCCUUACACAAUUGCAAAGCAGCCUUCGGACUACGGUACUGCUGUAACGAGCGGUGACGAUGCGUCAUGGGAUCUGUUCAUCGACUACCGCAGGUUUGACAAGAACAACAUCACGCCGCGUUUCGAGUUUGGCUUCGGUCUCUCAUAUACGAAUUUCACUUACGACGCCCUCGCCAUCACUGGCGCCCCCACCGCCGGCCCCGCCACGGGCACCAAAGCCCCUGGCGGCCCAGCCGACCUCUUCGAGACCGUUGCAACCGUCACCGCAAAGAUCACCAAUAGUGGAGGAGUAGCCGGCGCGGAGGUGCCGCAGCUUUACAUCGGAUAUCCCGCAAACGCGGGCGCACCGCCGAAGCAGCUCAGAGGGUUCAACAAGAUCAACCUGGCUGUUGGAGCGAGCGGCGCGGCGACUUUCAAGCUCAGGAGGAGAGAUCUGAGUGUGUGGGAUGGAGGACAGUGGGUGGUGCCGACGGGUGAGUUUGGGGUGUUUGUGGGGAGUAGUUCGAGGGAUGUUAGGUUAACGGGGAAGAUUACUACUUAG